GCUUCUUGGUGGCAUGACUGUUACAGAGUAUUCAAGGCUGUAACUCACAGCAAAUGAGUGUAAGGAGAUCUGAAGAUGGCAUGAUGCUAUUAAAGAAUGUGUGAGUUUGUUUUGGAUUACAUAUCUGGUCAACUGUGAAUGGGAAUACUAAGCAGACAGCUAGUGAUGGAAUACUAACAUUAAGCGACUCCGUAGGCGGUACAUUCCAUAAUAACAUUGUGUCCUGAGGAGUGACCUUUGGUGAGAGAUCUUUCACAAUGAGAGACCGCUUGGAGGAGCUGCAGCAGAGGGCUCAAGACUUGUCUGAGGCAACAAGUGAGAGUGGCAACCCUUUCUCAACUGAGGGUGGCAAUUAUGACUCUGUGGCAGUCAUAGUGCCACAGGCAGUGGUGUUUGAGGAAGAACCAAUCAUUCAGAAUUUCCUGUCUGAGGCUCAGCAAAUCCGAGAUGAUAUCACACUGCUGGAAGUAGAGGUCCUUAAGUUUGGCCAGCAGCAAAAGACCCUGGUGGCAACCAUGCGUCGUUUUAGUGUGAUGAAGAAAGAGAGCAGCGUAACCCGGGACAUCAAGCUCAAGGCCGAGAGCCUCCAUCGGCGCUUGGAUGCCCUUUCAAAACAGGUCCAAAGGACUGAGGACCAGCAGGGACCUACUGCUGUCACAACAAGAAUACAACACUCCCAGCAUGCAGCGCUGUACCGAAAAUUCCAGCAGGUAAUGCUGCAGUAUAAUGAAGGUUUGCUGACCAAGCAGGAUCGCUGUAAGCACUUCAUUAUCCGGCAGCUGGAGGUAUCGGGAAGGGAUGUGACGGAGGAGGAGGUGAAUGAGAUGGUGGCCACAGGAAAAUGGGAGGUCUUCAAUGAAAACCUGCUGAAUGAUGCCAAAAUCACACGGGCACAACUAUCUGAGAUUGAACAGCGACACAGGGAGCUGUUGAGUUUAGAGAACAAUAUGAAUGAGCUGCGGGACCUGUUCAUGGACAUUUUCAUGCUGGUGGAGGAACAAGGGGCCUACAUUGAACAUAUCCAGACCAAUGUAGAGAGGACGCAGGAUUAUGUGGCUGCAUGUAAUGAGAAGUUCAAGAUGGCCGCCAGAUACAAGAAGAAGAAUCCACUUCGACAGCUGUGCUGCUGCUGCUGCCCUCCCUGGAAAUGCUGCUUAUAAAACAUGCAUUGUUACCUCAACAGUCAUUCGGAAUAACGUUUAAUUUCAAAAGCCUCACUUACCUUUUGGGAUUUAGCAACGUUGGAUUCAAGUACCAUUAAAGUGAAGGUUAUGGCACUGUAGUUUUGCUUUUGAGCAGAGCAACGGUGAAGACAGAGUCAGCGGAGCAUAGAAAACAAUUAGGGGGAAAAGCCAGAAUUGGUAUUUGAGAUAUUUGUUUCUUUCAAGAAGAUGUGAGGUGACUGCUAUUGGAAGAGACAGUUCAGUGAGCGCUACUCACCAACACUGCUGCUUAUUGGACACCUUCACCGACUUCUGACAGAGGUCACGAACAAAGGGCGACCACUGCCUCUGCCACUGCUUGAUCAACAAGACUGAUUUUGUUUGUUUUUUUCGAAGAAGAGCCUCUCAUUUUUAUUCUACCACAGGAGCUCUAGUUAAUGACCAUUUAUUUGUUACACAGUAUGUGCACUUUAUGAAUCUUAUCUAAAGAUAUGCUUUUCUUUUCAGAACAAACUGAAAUUUAACAUAGUUGAGAAAUAUUCACUUUCUGAGAGAUAAUAAGCUAUUAUGUAUUCAUUUCAUUCUUGGUCCACAUGCCUUUGAAAAAAGAAACUUGUUUUACAAUAAGUUACCUGUCUCAUUUGCAUUUCAAAGUAUGACCAUUUUCAGUAAAAUAAAUAUUAUUCCUUUAUUCUGUUUUACAGAGGCAGGGAUUCAAAUAAAACUUUGAAUAACAA
This is a messenger RNA of Perca fluviatilis (European perch), 1900 nucleotides long. It is a transcript of the gene stx19, whose product is annotated as syntaxin 19. Gene Ontology annotation, cellular component: endomembrane system; plasma membrane; presynaptic active zone membrane. Lineage: Eukaryota; Metazoa; Chordata; Actinopteri; Perciformes; Percidae. Gene Ontology annotation, molecular function: SNARE binding; SNAP receptor activity. Gene Ontology annotation, biological process: exocytosis; intracellular protein transport; synaptic vesicle fusion to presynaptic active zone membrane. The transcript has 5 exons. The record is from RefSeq and is a predicted model, not a curated record. The coding region runs from base 258 to 1160 and encodes 300 amino acids.